AUGGCAGCUCGAGUCUUUGUCUCGUUCACCAUGCUUGUCCGCUCGCUUUUCAAGUUCGCAUUCGUAGCCGUUCUUGCCGGCUCUGCCCUCGUUCAAGCAAACCCAAUCGCAAGGCAGGAGCCCAACACCUGCACGACUCUCAACCAACGGAAAUCAUGGGCUGCUCUCACUGAUAGCGAGAAAGCUGCGUACAUCGAUGCUGAGCUGUCAGAGAUAACUGCCCGCCUGGGAGCCUUCCUCCCCUGGCACCGCCUCUUUGUGCGAGCCCACGAAAUUCUCCCCCAGCAGGAGUGUGGCUAUACCGGCGCGCAAGCCUACUGGGACGAGCUCUCCGACAUCGAGCAGAUCAACAAUGGUACCCUUACCUUCGACCAACUUGUCGUUUUCGAUAGCGACACUGGGUUUGGAGGCAACGGCGCAGGUGGAGAUGGUUGCAAAACCGAUGGCCCAUUCUCUAAUCUGACUUUGCACCUGAACUCUUCGGCUCUCCCAGAUCCGAGUGGCGGAUACUGUCUCAGCCGCAGCUUCAAUCUCACCCAGUUCGAGGGGGGCAAUAGCUCGCAUCUCGACACAUACUUCGGACACAACACUUUUGAGGACGCUAGGCAGUGCUAUGAGGCAGAUCCGCAUGCAGCAGGACACGGAGGCGUUGGCGGUGUGAUGAUCAACAUCGCGACCAGUCCAGGCGACCCGAUACUUUUCCUCCACCAUACCUAUCUCGAUCGCGUCUGGUGGCAGUGGCAGCAGGCCAAUCUGUCCAGCCGUCUGACCGAUAUCAGUGGUGGUAACGUGCCUACGGCUGAGGCGUUGGCGCGCGGGAAUUUGAGCUACCCGACUCCUGCAAUCCUGGACUACGACGGCGAUCCAGGGAACGUAACGACUCUCAACCACACGCUCUGGAUGGUGGAUCUAAUCGCCGACGCCACGGCCGGUGAUGUGAUGGACCUCGGCGGCCCAAUUAGCUGUGCUGAGUACGUGUGA
Molecule: messenger RNA, 981 nt
Organism: Diaporthe citri
Lineage: Eukaryota; Fungi; Ascomycota; Sordariomycetes; Diaporthales; Diaporthaceae
Exons: 4
Coding region: 1-981 (326 amino acids)
Molecular function (GO): oxidoreductase activity
Source: RefSeq, a predicted model, not a curated record